Messenger RNA from Panicum virgatum (switchgrass), 855 nucleotides. RefSeq names its product E3 ubiquitin-protein ligase Os06g0535400-like. Lineage: Eukaryota; Viridiplantae; Streptophyta; Magnoliopsida; Poales; Poaceae. The record is from RefSeq and is a predicted model, not a curated record. The transcript has a single exon. Bases 148 to 615 code for a protein of 155 amino acids.
ACUUGGCAAGGAAGCUACCUAAAAUAAGAACUUGCCAUUGAGCUUAGCGUGUGUGUGUGUGUGUGUUUAUAUAGCAGCACGCAUCAGCUGCAAGAACGAACAAGAAAGGCUACUUGGAGUCGCGCCGGCGCCGCCCGAGCGAGCGGCAUGACCCCCGAGGCCGCCUUCGCGCUGGAGAUCGCCGUGGUGGCCGCCUUGGUGGUGCUCAUCGUCGCCAUCGUCGUCGCCUCCCCGGGCGCCUGCCGCGAGCCCGCCGCCGGCGCGGGGCGCGCCGCCGCGGUGCACGACGUCGAGCGCGCGCUCGGGGCCGGCACGCUCGUGACGUACGAGCAGGCGAAGAAGGCGGGGGCCGGGAAAGGGAGCGGCGGCGGGACCGGGACGGCGGGCGAACGCUGCGCCAUCUGCCUGUCCGACUACGACGGGGGCGGCGGCGAGCUCGUGCGGGUGCUGCCGGCGUGCGGCCACUUCUUCCACGCGGAGUGCGGCGUCGACGGGUGGCUCCAGAAGGGUGGGGCGUGCCCGUACUGCCGCGCCGCGCCGUGGCCGCUGCCGAGACCGCCGAGGCCGGAGUGCGCCCCGAUGCCGCCGCGACCGAGCGGGCCGCGCCACCGGUAGCCCGCCGUACCGGGCGCGCGCGAAUCAGCUCCUGCUUCCACUACUGUUACUUGAUUACCUGCUAGGAUUCUUGAUAAGCUUAUCUCACUAUGCAUCGAUCCGAUGGGCAACAUCUGAGAAACCAGAUGACCAUUGUAAAUGUCCAUUUAUUUUGUGAGGAGGGAAUGGGGAAUUAAUCUGCACAACAUGUCGUGAUCUAUUCGUGAUCACUUGUAUGAAAUCUCACAUUGCAUUUUUACA